Anopheles moucheti is the source of this 1615-nucleotide messenger RNA. It is a transcript of the gene eIF3m, whose product is annotated as eukaryotic translation initiation factor 3 subunit M. The transcript has 4 exons. The coding region runs from base 81 to 1238 and encodes 385 amino acids. Gene Ontology annotation, molecular function: translation initiation factor activity. Gene Ontology annotation, biological process: cytoplasmic translational initiation. Lineage: Eukaryota; Metazoa; Arthropoda; Insecta; Diptera; Culicidae. Gene Ontology annotation, cellular component: eukaryotic translation initiation factor 3 complex; cytoplasm. The record is from RefSeq and is a predicted model, not a curated record.
AACGAUAAGAAGAAGGCAAAUCUUUGCGACGUGUUGUUCGAUUGCAGUGCGUGAAUUUAUCGUAAAAAAUCGACUGCACAAUGCAAGGACCGGCUGUUUUUAUUGAUGCUGAUUUCGACGAUCAGGCGCAGGAGCUGCGGCAGUUUUUGAAGCAGCUGGGUGCGGAAAUUAGCGAAGAAAAGUCCACCAAGGGUAUCGAGGAUGAUCUGCACAAGAUUAUCGGUGUGUGCGAUGUGUGCUUUAAGGAUAACACCCACUCGCCGGAAGAAAUCGAUGCCGUGCUGAACAGCAUCGUUUCCAUCAUCGUGUCCAUUCCAUUGGAGCGGGGCGAAAACCUGAUUCUGUCGUUCUGUGACAAGAUGACGAAGGCGAAGGAACCCAACCUUGCCCGGGUUUGCCUGCAGUCCUUGUGGCGGUUGUUCACUAACCUGGAGGUAACUUCUCCGCUUCGGUACCACGUCUACUACCAUCUGGUACAGGUCGCGAAGCAAGUGAACCAAGUGAAGGAAGUGUUCACUGGAGUGGAGCAGCUGAAGGCGCAAUUCGCUCAGUGUCCACCCUCAAACGAGCAAAUGCAAAAGCUAUACCGCCUGCUGCACGAUGUGCUGAAGGACACGAACAGCGAGCUGGCAUCGAAAGUAAUGAUUGAGCUGCUGGGAACGUACACUGCCGAUAAUGCGUCGUACGCUCGUGAGGAUGCAAUGAAAUGCAUCGUUACGGCUCUGGCCGACCCAAACACCUUCCUGCUCGACCCACUGCUCUCUCUGAAGCCGGUUCGGUUUCUUGAGGGAGAGCUCAUUCACGAUCUGCUCUCGGUGUUUGUUUCAGAAAAGUUGCCAAGCUACUUGGAGUUCUACAAGCACCACAAGGAGUUCGUCAAUUCGCAAGGUCUGAAUCACGAACAGAACAUUAAGAAAAUGCGUCUACUGUCAUUCAUGCAACUUGCCGAGAGCAAUUCGGAAAUGUCCUUCCAACAGUUGCAGGACGAACUGCAGAUUAAGGAGGAGGAAGUGGAACCGUUCAUCAUCGAAGUCCUGAAGACGAAGCUUGUCCGUGCGCGAAUGGAUCAGCGAGCCCGCAAGGUUCACAUUUCGAGCACAAUGCACCGGACGUUCGGUCGUCCCCAGUGGCAGCAGCUCCACGACCUGUUGCUUUCGUGGAAAACCAAUCUUACACUCGUUCAGGAAAACAUCAAUAACGUGGCGGCCGCCCAGGUAGAACUGGCCCAACGUCAGUGAUUGUGUGCGCGUGUGUCCCGUGAAGCAAUUGAACCAGUUGCGCGAUAUAACGUAUUUGUGCGUGGAAUCAGCUAAACCAUAAACUCAGUAGAGAGACGUAAAUUCCGAAUCGUAUUAAGCAGCAAGCAUAGAGGUGUGACGUGCGGGUGAAGAAUAAUCAUUACAUUUACGAGCUGACGCGCUGCGCGUGAAACUACCGAAGAAAACACUAGUAGGAAGAUUCCUAUAUCUUCUCGCCAGGACCCUGGGGGAGUGUGGCCGACGCUCGCUAUCAUUUUCGUUCAUACAGUGCGUACUUCCAUCAUAACAAAAGAGUUUAUUAUUUCGCGUUGUCCAACUAACAGUCACCGAUUCAAUAAACUCUUGUACAAUAUGAA